Messenger RNA from Polistes dominula (European paper wasp), 1951 nucleotides. It is a transcript of the gene DNApol-alpha73, whose product is annotated as DNA polymerase alpha subunit B. The record is from RefSeq and is a predicted model, not a curated record. Gene Ontology annotation, molecular function: DNA binding. Gene Ontology annotation, cellular component: alpha DNA polymerase:primase complex. Lineage: Eukaryota; Metazoa; Arthropoda; Insecta; Hymenoptera; Vespidae. Gene Ontology annotation, biological process: DNA replication initiation; DNA replication.
GCGCAGGCGGUAAAAUGUACAACUUUAUGUAUUGUUUUGUGGUAUAGGAAUAUCAGUGUAUUUUAAUUUUGGCGGGAACUAUUAGACACUGUCAAUAAAAUGGAUAAAAUAGAAAAUUUGCAAAAAUAUUUUCAAGAAUUUGGAUGUACUGUCGAAGACAAUCGUGUUCUUGAUAAAUGUACACAACUGUGUGAUUUGUAUGAUGUCGACGAAGAAAAACUUGUGGAGAUGUGGUUGGGAUACAGUACUUCUACGUAUAAUGAAGUUGAUAUUACUUUAAAUCGACUUAUUAAAAUGGAGAAUGACUUGUUAAAAAAACAAGAUCAGAGUAAUAGUAUGAAUAAAACAGGAGAGUUUUCAAAUGUUAAAAGUGUUAUUGACUCUUCAUACAAACAGAUUGAAACUGAUAGCAUUCUUGAGAUGUAUGGUUGCGAAGGAACCACAGCGUUCACAACAGCUACGAGCAAAAGGGUACGCAGUCCAGAUUUAUUGGAAAAUGAUGAAGAUACUAAAAUACGUGCCGUGGAUUCGCAAUUUUUUCCCCUUAGUUACGCGCCAAGAUCCGAUACUUUGGUCAGAUGUCGCGUUAAUCAUGACUCAGGAAAGACUAUAUUAUUUUUUGGAAAAGAAAUUUCAUCAUGGAACAGAGAAUCCGAUUACGACGUGAAUAUCGUAUCAAUAAGCGAAACUGUACCAUUUAAUUUUUUAUACAUGUACGAAUUACUUCGGUAUCAACAAAGCAACAUUUUCUCCGCUUGUUAUGAAAUCGGAAAACGUUUGUGCAAUAUUUGGUCGAAAACUGACCGUACCAAUAUACUUUAUACACAAAAUGUAACAUUUCAAAGUCAAGCGAAUUUUCGUACCUGGGGUCGGAUUCUUUGCGAUUCUCAUACCAAAUCUGAUAUCACCAGUUAUAUGUUGGAAGGUUGUAAAUUGUCGAACGACGGGUAUAAGGCUGCCACCAUUUCUUUAAAUUUAGACGGUGUAAAACAAUAUUCUUUGUAUCCGGGUCAAAUCGUGGCGGUAGAAGGAACGAAUCCAACGAAUAGUGUAUUUAAUGCGAAACAAUUCUUUACUAAAGGUUAUGCUAGUAAAAGUGAACCGCCUAAACUUAAACAAAAUUUAAAUAUUAUGGUUGCGGCAGGUCCGUUCACGUUGUCGGAUAAUUUGUGCUAUCAGCCAUUGUUCAAUAUUAUGGAACGCGUAGUGAAAGAAGAACCUCAUAUAUUAAUACUCAUUGGACCAUUUAUAGAGAAAAGUCAUCCACAAGUGAAGAAUUCUAAACUCAUGGAAACGUUUCAAGAACUUUUCGAGAGACUUCUAGUCAAAGCUAUGCAAUAUUUAUUAGGAAAGUCUGUUAAACUUGUGAUAAUACCUUCGCAUCUAGAUGCUCAUCAUUUUGCCGUUUUCCCAACACCCAAAUUUCAUAUUAAUAAGGAUAAAUUUCCUCAAAAUGGUGAAAAUCUUUAUAUGAUGUCAGAUCCUUCUAUUGUGGAUAUAGAUGGUUUGAUAAUUGGUGUAACCUCAGUAGAUAGUAUUAAACAUAUAUCAAAAGAAGAAAUUUCAAAUUUUCCAGCAACGGAUAGACUUAUUCGCAUAGCUGAUCACAUAUUGUCUCAACGCUGUUUUUACCCAUUCUAUCCUCCUGCUGUAAAUCUCGAUACAAAACUGUGGAAAAAACACGCUUUCUUUAAUAUACAACCGCAUAUAUUGAUUUUGCCAUCAGAUAUGCGUUAUUUUUGUGGCGUAAUCAAUGAUUGUCUCGUUUUAAACCCUGAACGAUCGAUCAAGCAAAUGUAUGCAAGGUUGUGUAUUAGACCAAGCGAACAAUGGAAUCCUCAUAACGUAUCUUGUGAGAUAGGAAAAAUCUGAGAAUAUUAUUCGCGUGAUAUUCUUGAUUACCAUUAGCACGUUGUACUUGUCUAUUUAAGAAAAUAAUAUUUUCUUUGUA